This is a messenger RNA of Mycena citricolor, 1390 nucleotides long. The record is from the annotation of a GenBank genome assembly. Lineage: Eukaryota; Fungi; Basidiomycota; Agaricomycetes; Agaricales; Mycenaceae.
CAUGGUCUUUAUAUAUCACAUCAUCCCCAGCGCGUUCCAGAAUCCUUUUGGUCUGCCUGUCAUGGAUCCCUCACCUCCAGAGUACAACGGGCACUGCGUGUGCGCGUCACCAGAAUAUUCUCCCUGCGUAUCCGAGGGAGAGGUGCUACUCGACGCGUCUUAUUCGGCCCGCCGACGCGGAGGGUCCUCGCCCACCGGCGUCUACACCAAGGUGUUUGAUUCGACCAACGUCACCUUGUUCAACCAGGGAGACGAGCCUUCCUAUGGCAGGCAGGGCAAUGUGCAGGGCUCUGUCGCCAUCCUCAAGUGUCGAGAACGCGUGCAGAGAGUGGAAGCCCUCCUCGAGGGACGGAUAGAAACCAGCUCACUAGAUGCAGGCGCUUUCGAAACGAUAAUAUUCCGGCACGAAGCCACCCUUUGGGAUGCUGCUGAGCCGGAGACACGGCAACCCUCCUGUCCAGACGCUCUGGAUUUCUCCUUCACGUUUCCCUCCACCUUUCACGACGGCAAAGAGACAUCUCCACUCCCCCGUCGUACUCGACUACAUUUUUCGGGAUGCCGAACCUCAAUGCCCGGUGUACCUACCGACUGCGGAUCGUCAUAGCCCGCCGUUCCAAAACGCUGAAAAUGUUUGCGAAAACCCAGGUGCUGAGUCUACAUUUGAACUACCAUCCCCGCGCAACACCCUCGGACGGCAUCUCCGCGAUACAAAACUCUGCACUAGCCGACAUCAAACUCUCUCCCCAGCCGUGGUCGCAGCACUCGUUCUUCGGCGAAUCCUCUUUCCCAAUCCAAUGCGAAUUCUUCAUUCCGGCUCUGAAGGUCUUUGGCAUCAGGGACACCAUCCCCUUCCAUAUCCAGAUCUCAUCCCGAUCCGCGUCUCUGCAACAUCGCCUCCAACAACAGGAGCCCGCUUCGAGCAGGUCACCGCCAACCCGCCCCCUGGUCUGUGUCUAUCUCACACGCGUGGUGACUGCGACCUAUCGCGACAAACCCGUGUCACGAUCUCAAGUCAUUGGGAAAGGCGACAUCCCGCCUCUGCCCGUCCUCGUGGGAUCUGUGCCGGCGUGUGACAAGGAACUCAGCUUCAACCUCAGCGGGACUGUGCGCUGCGCGGAGGACGCCAUCCAGGCCGGUGGAUUCCACGUCGCGAGUCUGUCCGUCUACGACUACCUGGUGGUCGAGGUCGCCCCGGGAAAUGCGUGCCAUCCCAUUCGAUGUCAGAUCCCUGUUCGAUUUGUCACGGACUCCUUCCAUGAGGCAUAAGCUUCGACAAAAUAUGUUAUCAUUCGGAUAGAAAUGCCCAUGGACUAUGAAAUAGACUCAAAGUCACUGUAAAUAAUUAGGCAAUUCUUACUGUAAUGGUGCAAUUCAACUUGAUUCUGAUCUG